AUGGUGGCCAGAGGGUCCAUAGAGAGGCUGCUGCUUGCUUUGGUAGGUCUGUGGGGCUGUUGCUUUGUAAGGGCUGGUGCAGAUUUCCCUAGGAGCUCCUCUCGAUGCACAUUCAUUCCAAGAAGCAUGACUCUAUGCUAUGAUAUUGGCUAUUCUGAAAUGCGAAUCCCCAACCUGCUGGAACAUGAAACCAUGGCUGAAGUGAUCCAGCAGUCCUCCAGCUGGCUGCCAUUGCUGGCCAGGGAAUGUCACCCAGAUGCCCGAAUCUUUCUCUGCUCACUCUUUGCACCGAUUUGCCUGGACAGGAUCAUCUACCCCUGCCGAAGUCUCUGUGAGAGUGUUCGGGACAGCUGUGCCCCCAUCAUGGCUUGUUACGGAUACCCCUGGCCCCAGAUCCUCCAGUGUGAUCACUUCCCUGCAGAUCACAGUCUGUGUAUCUCUGCAAUCACCGACGAGAUGAGCGUGAGCAGGAGAAUUCCUCGAGCCAGCUGCCGGGACUGUGAAUUGGAAGAUGCAAGCUCCCCAAAAGAGGUUCUGGAUACCUUCUGUACCAAUGAUUUUGCUGUGAAGAUCCACAUCUCCCGGAAGAACUGGACCUCAUCCAGCAUCUUUGACUAUGAUAUGGACUCCCGGCUGGAGGUGCUGAAGCAUGGGCCCCUGCUGCCAACAGAGGUCCACCCCAGACUGAAGCAGUGGCUGGAGUGGGAUGCUACCUGUGUGCACAACCUCAUGCGGGGCACUCACACAGGGGCCUACAUAAUCAGUGGGGAGGUCCAGGGCAGUCGAGUGGUAGUUAACAAGGCUUAUGCCUGGAACAAGAGGAACCGGAACCUGCAUCUUGCACUCAGAAAAUGGAAGCACCACCGGUGCAGAGAGUAGGGCAGCCUCCUGGCAGAAGAAAAGUGUGAAGUCAGGUGCCUCCCUCAUCCUGGGACAACAGCAUACCUUCUCAGACUAAGGACUCUGACUGGAAAGCCAAAACUCUGGCAGGGAAGUUAUCUUACUUAGAUUCCUAGUAACUGAUUAUCCAAGAGGAAAAUGACUUGUUGACCUAGCCCUUGUCCAUAAUGUACACUGGGAGAUGUGACGCAAUCCUCAUCCUGUCCUACUGUACUCAGACUCUGCAUUUCAAACACAUGCAGGUAUGAUGGAAGACAGACUGUUCCCAGACAGAAGCACAGAAGUACAUUAAGUGAUAAGCUAGCUGGUCUUCCAACUGACAUAAGAUGAAUGGACAUUUCAGAUGAAGUAGAAGGAAACAAAGUAAAAGGCUGAUGAGUGUGAUCCCUUGGCACUAGGUAUGAUGCUAAAGUGGAUGCUGGGAAGGGGCCAAGCUUCCUAACAAUGCAACAGAUACCUUCCCUGCUCAAUUCCUCCCACUGCGCUGCUGCCUCCCAGAUAUCUGCUCCCAGAAUCCUUUGUGGGCCCCCACCUUCAAAAGCCUAUUGUUACCCACAUUUCUUCACUGGAAGAGCAAGAUGGCUCUGAAAGUAGAGAGAAGAGAAGUGGUAACUCUGGCCCUACUGAGCUCUGUCCCUGACAACCUACUGUCUGCUGGCUGUGCAUUUUCUUGAAAUCUGAGAGCAUUUUGAAAAGAUCUCCAUGUCUAUCCCACUCAGUGCUCUACAAUCUGAACAUACUACAAACACUUCAGAAAGGGCCCCAGAGAUUUACUUGGUAGAUCUUUCUGAAGCCAGAAUCAAUAUACCAGGCUCACCAAAUCAGGAUAUAGUCUUCUUGAACUUUGCUGAGCCUAAGGCUCUUAUUGGAAACACUUCUAAAAAGACCUCUGGGAUAGUCAAGACUUCCACGUACACAUCUAGGGUAAGCUGCUUAAAACCUAAACUAAUAUUCACCCGUAAAAUCUAAGUCUGUUACUUUUAGGUCUCUAGGAUUUAUUAUGAACACAUUCUUCUCAUGAUAUAUGUCAAACUGUCUCUGUUUAAACUAGAGGGAGGGAAAGAGAAAGGAGGAGAGAGAGAGAGAUCUGGCAAUCUUGUAAUAAGCCAAACACGAUUUUUAAAAUAAAUAUUUCUUGUACAUUAGUGAUAAUUAUCUUCAAUAUUUAGGAAAAUAAAAAAUAAAAACAUGACCCAAUGAGAAAGACAUUCAACAUGCUCCAGCAGAAAAUUUGGUCAAGGGUCCUUGGUAUUCAAAGGAUAUUGGAACAGGAAAGGCAUGUAAAGGGUAACAAAUCCCUCAUAAGAAACCCAGCCAAAGUACAUGAGAUGGCAUAGGACUGAUGGCACCAGAUUGAUAAAUAUUAAGCUGCUGCUCAGAGAAAGAGGCCUAUACCUUUCAAACAGAAUUUUAGAGGGCCAAGCAUGAUUAAUUUUACUUCUAUUUCUGAAAUGUCUAAAAGGGGGAAAAAACUCUUUAACACCAGGAAAAUGUAAAUAUUAACCCUCUGAGUAUUUAUUGAGUGCCUAUCAGUGCCAUGGGUCCUGUAAAUCAUAAGAUAACAACCCUUCCUCAUAAGGAACUGAUCAACUGAAGCAGGAGGAGGAAAGAUUUGGCCAGCUACACUGGGGUUCAGGCUUUGAUAACAGUGUGAGAUAGAAAAGGAGGAUCUGAGGGCUAAAAUAAAACAAUGUUCUUGCAAUGGUGAGAGUUCUUAGAUCACGUAAACUCUUCUCAGGGAAGUGGUGGCAGAAUUGGGGCAUAGUGGAAAUAGUUAGACUUGCAGUAAUAUGUCUCAAUUUGAGCCCCUUAGUAGCUAUAUGACCUGGGGCAAAUCAUUUUACUGCUCUGACUCAGUUUCCUUUUCUAUAAAAUAAGGACAAUACUACUCACAUUACUGAUAUCACAACAUUGCUGUGGAGGUCAAAUGAGAUAGUGUAUGCAAAGCACAUAUGAACCUUGAAGUGCCAUAUAAAUGUUGACUUUUAUAUCAUUCUUUGGAAACAGCAAGAGGUGAGGCCCUGGGCACAUUCCAAGAUAGCUACCUGAUCAACUAUCUUGUUUCCUCUCUUUGGGAUUUACCAUAUUUGGGAUACUGACAUAGCUCUCUGAUUCACUGAACAAGUCCUCCCUGUUUCCAUUUUAUUUCAAUAUCAGCAUUACUAGAAAGAAGAACCUAGUUGCCUAGCAUUCUGGGAGAUUUGGGGCUGAGAGUAGCAGGGAGGGAAAAAACUGAAGAGCCAAACUCCAUCACUGCCAUCAAUGGGGCAUUGGAUAUGUGGCUCAAGCUCAUCCUCUCCUCCUGUCUCUUUUUACUGCUGAUAAUGUAUCCACAAAAGGCCAAUAAAGGAUGGGCUCAGGUGCUUCCUGAUACCAGGUUCCAGGUUAUUAGGAGUUUCCACAAAAACAUCACUUAGCUGUGGCCAAGAAACCACCACUUAGAGCAGAACCAGGAGAACAUUGUACGUAGAAACAGCAACACUG
Phascolarctos cinereus (koala) is the source of this 3384-nucleotide messenger RNA. Its product is annotated as secreted frizzled-related protein 5-like. The record is from RefSeq and is a predicted model, not a curated record. Gene Ontology annotation, biological process: non-canonical Wnt signaling pathway; canonical Wnt signaling pathway. NCBI's taxonomy places the organism in Eukaryota, Metazoa, Chordata, Mammalia, Diprotodontia, Phascolarctidae. Gene Ontology annotation, molecular function: Wnt-protein binding.